UUAAUAAACAUAGCCUGUAAUUACUUAAUUUUGAAAAUGGAUUGUCAAUAUAGUCUUUAAAAUAAAUGUCUAUAGUCUUUACAGUAGAUCGUGCAUUGUUAAAUACUUAAAUUGAAAUUAAUUUAAUUUAUUAAUCGUAAAUGACUUUAUGGAUGGAAUAUUACUGCAAACAUUACUGCAAACAUUCUUUAAAGCAGAACGUUGACACUUUGAUGAAAAUAUUAAGAUUCUUAAACCGACAUGUACCAGUUUGUUUUCAUUGUGUGUUUGUCGGUUUUAAAUCGUGUAGAUUACACGGAAUGUACACUACCUGACGGAAAAGUGGGGAUGUGUUACAACAAAAUGUGUCACGGAAAAGUCAACGAUGCUCAAAGAGAGAAUUUGACAUUCACAAUCGUGGUGAAAUAUCCGGAGUCUGUUUUACAUAGCCAUGGACGAACAACAUUAUACAUUCGGGGCAAUGGGCUCUGUCUAAAUUGGAACAAGGGUAAACGUCUCUCAAAGAUUAGUAAUGAUACAUGGGGGAUAAACAUCACAUAUAAAUCAGUUGUUACCAAAUAUCAAUGUCAAACACGUUCAAAAUCCGUCUAUCUUCCUGGCAAUAAACUUCAGUACCGUGUACUGGCGGAUGACUGCGACGAUAUGGUGGGUGCUAACUUCUCCAUUAAUCUUCCAAUAUCUAAAACAUCGCUGUACUUUGUAGAGAAACCUGUCUUUAUUUCAUACCCGUGGUUUUAUCAGAAAACGGGUGUUAUUAGUAGUUUUUUGAUAAAUUCUACAUACAUCGGCAAAGAGAGAAAUGAAACGAUGUAUACACCUCCUAGUUUUAAUGAAAAUACAUAUAAAACUUAUCCUGUGGUAUUCGUUCUGGAUCUCGAUCUACAUUUUGCUAAAUACUUCAAGAACAAUCUGGAAGGUCCAAUUUAUCCGCAUGCAGUGUCAGAAGAAUAUGCAAUAAUAGGGUUUGGUGAUUACAGAAAUGAUGGAAAAGAAAGGUAUGAUCUGCUUGCACCAAUUGUUAGUCCAUUUUUGUUUUCAAAUUGUAUAAAUGGCACGUUUGAAGAUAACUGUGAUGGUUGUGUACCGGAAAAUGCAACAUAUCCCAAUGGCUUUAUCCCAUAUCUUUUGGAUUUCUGUGGAAGGAAAGUCAAAGUCGGUGGAGUAGCUGACAACAUGUUAGAUUUCUUAGUGAAAGAAGCUCUCCCAUUUGCCAACAAGCUCGCUUUAACGCGAUUGCAAUCUGAUAACUUAGGCAUAAUGGGAUAUUCGCUCGGAGGACUCAUGUCUUGCUACGCCGUUUGGACACGCCCAAAUGUGUUUUCCUUUGCUGCCUGUCAGUCGUCCCCAUUCUUUUGGCCAAUAAACAAUUCAUCUUAUUUCGAAUUUGAUUUCCAUUUCAUUAACAAGACGCUUAAAAACCCUUUGUUUCAUAAUAAUCGCCCCGAACAAAAGAUCUACUUAGACGUAGGAGGAGGCGAAUUCCCGAUAGCUUCAUGGAAUAUGGUACAAGCUACUCUUGAGACUGCAAGUAUCAUCACAGAUUUUGAACACUACACGUUAGACAAAAAUGUCUGGGUGCAUGUUCACCCAUUCAAAAAUCAUAGUGCCAUUGAAUGGGGUAAAAGGAUGGGUCAAGCAUUAGCAACACUUCUCCCGGCUGGCGAAACACAAAGAAUACCAUCACGCAUAGCUGCGCAUGCGAGUGGAAGAGAAAAAAUGCUAAGUGGAUUAGAAAUAGGUCAAAUGUUAACUAUAUAGGAGAAGCACGUAAAGGCUGGAAAGCUUGAGCCUUUUUGAUAAGAUUCUAUGUGUUAUUAUUAUGCAAGGCAUAAAGUCAAAUGAUUGUUUUUCUCCAUAUUGACUGUAUCAAACGUUGUUAAGAUACCAAAUUAUUAAAAUUUCUACCAAAGUUUGCAAGUGUAUAGUGAAACAAGCACAAGUGUUGCUGAGGAUUGAUCAAUAACCACACCCCCCCCCCCCCCCCCCCCCCACACCCCAAAAAAGCAACAAACUCUUUACAUAAUUUUGUACAGGAAAACAGCAGACAAAUUAGCCAAGAAGCCAUAGUGACAACAGUUAAUAACUAAACCAUGAACAUGCCAGUGACAUUAGCCAUUAGCUUAAAUAUUGUGCUUUAAGUAGAAUAACAUCACAUCACAUAUUUUAUCAAUUUUAAUAGGACGCUUCAUGACAGACUAAUAAAAAUGACAUGAUGGUUAUUUAUGUGGUUAAAAGACUGUUUUAAAACCUGCACCAUGUUAUCUUAUUUCUAUGUUCCACAUUUUAUUUCUAAAAUGGGAUUCAAAUGAAACAAGUGAAAUGAUCGAUAUCAAACUAAAAUGAAAGAUAAACGCUCAAUUCGUGUGUCAUAAAGAUGUCUUUGCCAUAACUUAAAUAACUUAUUCUGUUUUAAUAACAAGAACCUCAUUAAUAGCUAAAGUUCUUGAUAUACAAUCAUUUAGUAAACACGGUUAGUGACAAUGGUGUUGACAUUGAUGCAAUCAUCCCAAAAUGCAACUUAAAUUUGGUCUCCAUGCAAGCUUGAGAUAUAUAAUGUUUGCUCGCAAUACCUCAUAUUGAGUGAAAACAUUAUUUCUGUAAUAGUAUUAAUAAAUUUCAUUAAAUCAAUUUAAAUUCCC
Molecule: messenger RNA, 2639 nt
Organism: Mercenaria mercenaria
Lineage: Eukaryota; Metazoa; Mollusca; Bivalvia; Venerida; Veneridae
Exons: 3
Coding region: 241-1758 (505 amino acids)
Source: RefSeq, a predicted model, not a curated record